AUGCGUGGCCCAGCCCUGCUCAUUGUGACUCAAAUCGCUUCCCCUGGCGGCACAGUCACAAUGGUCCUCCAGCAACUCGGGCAGCUGGGCGAGAAGCCCGAGAUCCGGACGCUAGGGUACGGCUGUCAGCUGGUCGGCGGGGUCCUGGUGGAACAAUGUCCGGCCAGGUCAGAAGUGGGGACCCGCCUGCUGGUGCUGUCGUCCCAGCUCAGUCACUGCAGGACCGUCCUGCGGCUCUUUGACGACCUGGCCAUGCUUGUCUACACUGCGCAGUACGGCCUGGGGGCAGAGGGGGAGGACGCUUUUGUCCGCUGUGUGUCUGUCCUGGGCAACCUUGCUGACCAGCUCUACUACCCCUGUGAGCAUGUGGCCUGGGCCGCGGAUGCCAAGAUCCUGCACGUGGACUCGGCCCGCUGGUGGACGCUCAGCACCAGUUUCUGGGGCCUCUCCCUGCUCCUGGGGACUGCCAGAUCCCUGUGGAUGGUCCUGAAGCUGAGACGGAGGCUGAGGAGCCCGGCGGAGGGGGGCGCUGCCAGCCGGCUGCCGCGGAGCAAGCGGCGGGCCCUGCAGGCCCAGGCGCGGUCGGAGCUGCUGGCGCUCCUCAGCAACCUGGCCGACCUGGCCAACGCCGUGCACUGGCUGCCGCCCGGCGUCCUGUGGGCCGGCCGCUUCCCGCCCUGGCUGGUGGGCCUGCUGGGCACCACCUCCUCGCUCCUCAGCGUGUACCAGGCCGCUCAGGCCAAGGGCCAGGCCGACGUCGCCACCCUCUGAGGCCGCCCGAGAAGCACACGGAUGCCGCCGACCCCCAGAGGGCGGCCGGGGCUCUGCCCACCACGCGGAGGCCGCCGGGCCGCGGGCUGGGCCUGUCGUCGUCGCUGCAGGUGCAGCGGGAGACCCCACCCGGGCUGGGGCCAGGCUCACCGCCCCGCCCGCCCGAGCCUUCUCUGGGGCAGAGGGAGGCCUGGGCCCUAUGGCGCGUCCGCCCCAGCGGGCCGAGGGGCCGGAGGAUGGAGACAAUUAAAUGCUGUGGCAGCUG
Molecule: messenger RNA, 1036 nt
Organism: Condylura cristata (star-nosed mole)
Lineage: Eukaryota; Metazoa; Chordata; Mammalia; Eulipotyphla; Talpidae
Gene: PEX11G
Product: peroxisomal biogenesis factor 11 gamma
Exons: 5
Coding region: 1-771 (256 amino acids)
Biological process (GO): peroxisome fission
Cellular component (GO): peroxisomal membrane
Source: RefSeq, a predicted model, not a curated record